Numida meleagris (helmeted guineafowl) is the source of this 5198-nucleotide messenger RNA. RefSeq names its product endoplasmic reticulum oxidoreductase 1 beta (gene ERO1B). The record is from RefSeq and is a predicted model, not a curated record. The transcript is spliced from 16 exons. Gene Ontology annotation, molecular function: protein-disulfide reductase activity; thiol oxidase activity; FAD binding. The coding region runs from base 16 to 1806 and encodes 596 amino acids. NCBI's taxonomy places the organism in Eukaryota, Metazoa, Chordata, Aves, Galliformes, Numididae. Gene Ontology annotation, cellular component: endoplasmic reticulum; endoplasmic reticulum membrane. Gene Ontology annotation, biological process: protein folding in endoplasmic reticulum.
AUAACAUAGAAUUAGAUGCGCACCUCCCCUCACACACGACACGCGGGCACUACCUCCCGCUGCGCGCACGCGCACAGCAACCCUUCGCUCACCGCUUGUUUUGGAGGCCCGCGUGGUCCUCUCCGAUUGGGCGCCGCCCCGCGCCGUUCCAAGUCCUCGCCCAGCCCAGCCGUGAGGGGGCGGGAUAUACUACAGCCCCCAGCAUGCCGCGCGGCGGGCUGCGGCGGCUAUCGCUGCGUGGGGGUUACUGCGCGCACUCGUCGGGGCUGUGGUGUCGGCGGCGCGCGGCGCCCCCGCCGGGAGGAGUUGGUGCUUCUGGCUCUCGCUUCGCCCGUCCGCUUCCUGUGGCAGUGGAGAGCGGGGUCGCCCUCCCCCGUCAGCCGCGGCGGGCGGAGCGGCGGGAGCAGCAUGAGCGGCGGCGGCGGCCGGAGCACAGCGGCGUGGGCACGGUGGGCGACGCGGCUGCUGGCAGCCCUGGGCUGCGUCCUGGCCGCGGAGGCCCAGCUCACAGGUGUCCUAGAUGAUUGCUUAUGUGACAUAGAAAGCAUUGAUGACUUCAAUACUUUCAAGAUCUUCCCCAAAAUACAGAAACUGCAAGAACGUGAUUACUUCAGAUAUUACAAGGUGAAUCUAAAGAGACCAUGCCCAUUCUGGGCUGAUGAUGGCCAUUGUUCUAUCAAAGAUUGUCAUGUAGAGCCUUGUCCUGAGAGCAAAAUACCUGUUGGAAUUAAAGCUGGGAGUUCUAAUAAAUAUUCAAAAGCUGCAAAUAAUUCCAAAGAAUUGGAAGACUGUGAGCAAGCUAACAAACUGGGAGCAGUCAACAGUACCUUAAGUAACCAAAGUAAGGAGGCGUUCAUUGACUGGGCGAGAUACGAUGAUUCGCAGGAUCAUUUCUGUGAACUUGAUGAUGAGAGAUCUCCAGAUGCGCAGUAUGUGGAUUUGCUGCUGAAUCCAGAACGAUACACUGGAUACAAAGGGCCCUCUGCUUGGAGAGUGUGGAACAGCAUCUAUGAAGAAAACUGUUUCAAGCCUCGAUCUGUCUAUCGUCCUUUAAAUCCACUGGCACCUAGUAGGGGAGGAGAUGAUGGAGAAUCUUUCUACACAUGGCUAGAAGGUCUUUGCCUUGAGAAAAGAGUGUUUUAUAAACUUAUUUCUGGACUUCAUGCUAGCAUCAAUUUACACCUGUGUGCCAAUUAUCUUCUUGAAGAAACCUGGGGGAAACCUCGCUGGGGACCAAAUGUGAAAGAGUUCACUCGCCGUUUUGACCCCAUUGAAACAAAAGGAGAAGGACCAAGAAGGCUGAAAAACUUGUAUUUCUUGUAUUUGAUAGAGCUGCGGGCUUUGUCAAAGGUUGCACCAUACUUUGAGCGUUCCGUUGUUGACCUUUACACUGGAAAUGGCCAUGAAGAUGCUGAAUCUAAAGCUCUCUUACUAGAAAUCUUCAGGGAUACGAAGUCCUUCCAUAUGCACUUUGAUGAAAAGUCCAUGUUUGCUGGAGAUAAAAAAGGAGCCAAAUCAUUGAAGGAAGAAUUCAGAUUGCAUUUCAAAAACAUAUCCCGCAUAAUGGAUUGCGUUGGAUGUGAUAAAUGCAGGCUGUGGGGCAAACUGCAGACUCAAGGCUUAGGAACUGCUCUGAAGAUUUUAUUUUCCGAGAAGGAAAUACAGAACCUUCCUGAGAAUAGCCCAUCAAAAGGUUUUCAACUAACGCGUCAAGAAAUAGUUGCUCUUGUAAAUGCCUUUGGAAGGCUUUCUACAAGUAUAAAAGAGCUGCAGAAUUUUAAAGUUUUAUUACAGCAAACAAGGUAAUGAAGGCCUUUGCAAAACCUCUUAGUGAAGACCAUUUACAUGACUGCAUUGAGCAGGAGGAACUGAUCCUUACAGGACUCCCAUGAACUGAUAAAAAGUAAAAUCAAAUACCAACUUGAAUAUUUAUGUUUAAACUAGGAAUGGUUAUUAAUUGGAAAAGAUAUUUAUGAAUGAAGUAUAUAGUUUUUAAAUGUGUAAAUUAUGCUGAUCUGUUUUAUGUUCUCUGCUCACAGUUCUGUUGUACUGAUACAUCAUAAGUUUUCUUCAUCUUGUGUUUCUGAGAAAGUUGUUUUAUACAAAAACAUAUGUACCUCAAUCCUGACUUGGUUUGUCCUGCAAGAGGUGGUUCACCCCUCAGCUCUCCCAGGUGCUGAGCAUCAGUAUGUUCGGAGGACCGGGUAUGCUGAUUCUAGCUGUCUAGAAGUAAAACCAGAAAAGGAAAUAAGGCUCUUGCUGAGUUCUGACUUCUUACUGUAAUAUGAACCUUAAUUUUACUGAGCAGAAAACUUCACUUUGUACCAAGCUCCUUUGCAUUGUGCUGGUAGCCGUUUUUUUUUUUCCCUUACAUGUUGCUUUUCAGGAGUUCUUACUUUCCUUAAAAGAACCACCUUCUCUCUGACACAGUACAGUUGUGACUCUUUUGCAGCCCCUUGGCAGCCUGCGUUUGCUUCAGGGGUCGGGGGGAGGGAAUGGGGGGAAGAUGGUUGGUGGAGCAUUGCUAGCUGGGAAGUUUUUUCAAUCAAGUUUGCAUCUAGCCCAUUUUAUUUUCUGGUUUGUAAUCACAGGUUCAGUUUCCAGAAGUUGUCCUUUCAAUGUCUAAGAUACUGAAACAGCGCAUUUUGCUGUCUGAGCAUUGAAAAUAGAUGUGCUUGUAAUGGGUUAUAUUUUAAUGGUGUGUUAGAAGAUCAGUGCAAAAAGGAAGAACUUGCUUUUAUAGUCACUUCAAAAAAAAAAAAAGCUUUUUAAAAUUCGUAAUCACACUGACAUUUAAUACUGCAUAUUAUAUCUAUGCAAUCCCUAACUGUACUUUCUUUAAAAAGAUAUUCAGCAUAAUAAAACGGGUAUGUUAAUAAUGUAACUUUCAUAAAUAAGAAAUUACUUGUGUAUCAUUAUCCACAAAUGUCAAUGGUAAUUUAUCAUUGUCCAAAACAGAAUUCAGAACAGCACUACUGACUAUUAGCAACCGAAUGUUGGUUUAAAUUUAAAAUGAAGUAAUUUUUUUGAAACCAUUGUGUUUCAGAGUGAAGUUAGGAGUUAAGAAUGUAGGAAGUGCUGGUACAGUGUAGAUACAUCUGUUGUUUUUUUUAAAACAAAGUGCUCUUAAACAUUUUUCACCCUACUGGAUCUUUAGUGACCUUUUAUAAUUUACUGUAAUUAUACUGGUUUCCGUAACAUGAUCCUUUACAGAGGAAAUUUUCCUGAAAGCUGGAUUGUGCUCUGUCCUUUGUUUCCAGACUAGACUCUGACUUGUAUCGUCUGGAAAUGAGAGACUGUCCUGCUGACAUUCCUUAUUUUGAAAGUAUUGUUUCCUGAGAAGCAAAACCCUCUUGAGUCAAACUGGGGUAAGCUAAAUGAAAGAAAAAAAAAAGAUUGGUGAUGGUUGCACAAAUUGACAGUUGAUUUCCAGUCCUUAUUUCCUGUUUAAGCUGGUAAAUAAAUUAGUGUGGUGUUAGAGAAAGCUAAUGCCAGCCUGGGGAUGUUAUGUUCUUAACUCAGCAGCCUCUCUUGCUUGUGGGCACCUGUCUGAGCAGGUCACCAUGGGAUCUCUUUCUAGUUAGUGGAGGAGAGCAGGUGGUGUCAAGGCGGGCUCACCUGGCCUUUUCUACGGUUGGUUUGACGUACUCUAAGAUACAAUAAUUUGCGCCUCAGAGUUUGCUUUCUCCGUUAACUUGAAAUGGAAAUCUAGAUGACUAGCUCAAAUGUGUACAGCUGUGUUGGAUCAGAUAAGUUAUAUGCUGAGAAUUGAAGUCUUCUGGGUUAUUGUGUAUAUUGUGUUUUUCAGUUGGUCAUUAUUUCCUACCCUGUUGGGUUGACCUGCAAGGGCUAGAAACCUGUAGGUUCACUCAAGUGAAGAAUCUUGUAUAGCUGAAAUUUAACUACUAUUAUAUAUUGCAGUGCCUAAAGCUUUAGGCAGGAUUUUCUGAUGGAAAAACAAUUUGUUAUCUGUGUUGCCCCAGAAUUGUUUCUUCCUUUAUUCCCCUACUUUGCUUCUGGGGGGAAAAUGAAUUGCUUCCAACCUUCUAGGGAUGCAACUUCUUGUUUUUGUUCUUCCGCCUGUGCCUGGCCAAAAUCUGUGGGCAUUGAAGCAGCACCAUAGUCUGGCACCAUGUAAUUGCUUAUGGGACGGGUGAGAGAUUGAGAGGUACAGAUCUUGUAUAUCUGCUCCUUAAAAUCUUCAUUGGCACAAUCCAGGCAGGGUCCUUAGAGUAAGGACAUGGAGAUGAGAAGUCUUUGUUUCUUUUCCUUUGUGUCAUGAAAACAUGAGUGCAACUGAACCAGGUAGUUCUAUGUGUAGGGAGGUUCUGUUGCAUUCAAAGGUAUAAUCCAGUUGAAACCAUGUUCCUGUCAUUUUUUUUACUGUAUUUGAUGUACAGUCUGGGACUAUGCUGCCUAUGAGGUUUUGCUCUGUGAGUUGGAUGACCUAGUUCUUUAUACAUUAACUUAAAUUUUAGGAAUUUACAGAUCUGUUUUUAUACGAAAAAAUAAGGUUAGAUACACUGUCCGUGAGCUGUAAACUAUUUUAAAUUCCAGCUCCUUAUUAGAGAUCAGCUUGUCAAUGUUGUCUGCCAUUCGUUUCAGACUAAAAUUACGUUUCCCUUUAUGAAUGACAAAAUGAUUGUAAUCGCACAGAUAGCGAGAAGACAAAGACGAAAACGCUUCGUUUUUCCUAAGUCAUGAAGACUUAAGUGAAAUGUUAAAAGACUUAGUGCAAACAGCAUAGCUGAAAUGUUUGUUGCUGAACAAACUUGCUCCUAAGUGCCAGAGGAAGAAGGUGAGAAUACAGAGUUUAAAAAGUAAAAUAUACAGUCUUAAGCUGGAAUAAUACGUUCUGCUACUUCAGCUGUUGACUUGUGUUAUAUGUCAUUGUAUAUGCAUGAAAUACACUGUGCCACACUUUGAGUUGUGUUUUGAUUGGGUCUUUAUCUGACCUUGCUUUGUGUUGGUUUUUUUCUGGGAAAUGAUCUGUAAUAUGUUGUAAAUAAUCUAGAUGCUUAUGUUUAUAAACUAGCAAUUGGCAACUCUCCACUUCACAAUCUCUCCAUAUAUCUAGCCUUUUAAAUUGUAAUAUUUAUUGAAAUCAAUGUUAGAACUGCUUACUGAGAUCUGAACACUUCUGAAUCUUUGCUAUGUUUGAAUCUAUGAGAUACAAAUUAAAGUAUUUUCUGCUAUAA